Messenger RNA from Aspergillus novofumigatus IBT 16806, 1115 nucleotides. RefSeq names its product DHHC family palmitoyltransferase. The record is from RefSeq and is a predicted model, not a curated record. Bases 113 to 1066 code for a protein of 317 amino acids. Gene Ontology annotation, cellular component: endoplasmic reticulum; Golgi apparatus. NCBI's taxonomy places the organism in Eukaryota, Fungi, Ascomycota, Eurotiomycetes, Eurotiales, Aspergillaceae. The transcript is spliced from 2 exons. Gene Ontology annotation, molecular function: protein-cysteine S-palmitoyltransferase activity. Gene Ontology annotation, biological process: peptidyl-L-cysteine S-palmitoylation; protein targeting to membrane.
UACUGGGGGCAGACUGUCGUACUGCUGGAACCGGACCGGUACUUAUGUAUUGCACGAAAACCAUCCGCUCGUACUUAUCUUCUUCCUUUCCCUUCUCAUAGCGGGAGAAUGUAUGUUUAUUCCGAGCGCGUGGCCUAGAAUCUCAACAUUUCAUCAUCUCUGCAUUCCAGCCCUCACGCUUCUUCCAUACGUCUUUCUGUACGCUAGCGUUGUCACCAAGUCGUAUAUCACUCACGAAAACCACGAGGAUGAGAUGGCACGGUAUCCAUAUGAUCGAGUGAUUUUUCAUCCAGGUCAUCGUUGCCGUACGUGUGAUUUCCUGAAACCGGCGCGAAGUAAGCACUGCAGUUUCUGCAAAGCUUGUGUUUCGCGGCACGAUCAUCACUGCGUAUGGCUGACCAACUGCGUUGGUCGGAACAACUACCAUUACUUCUUAUCUUUGUUACUAUCCUUAUCGGUGAUGUUGGCAUACGGGUCAUGCCUUGGCUUCUCUCUUGUGUCGCAAACGCUAGAGGGACUCAUACCAUCGAGCUCGCCGUUACGAUCGAAACCACAAGAUUGGACAACCUGGCUCAAUGUCUGGGCGAUAGCUAUUGCUUCUGAUAUUCGUGUUGGUGCCGUCGCCAUGCUAACAGCCAUGACAGCACCAUUGGCUAUGGCCUUUCUACUCUAUCACACCUACCUCAUCUGGGCUGGCAUGACCACAAAUGAGAGCGCAAAAUGGUCAGACUGGAAAGAGGAUGUAGCAGAUGGCCUGGUAUUUAAGUCCACCAGAAGCGAGAUUUAUGGGAACCAAUUCCACUCUGAUGAGGACACUCCGGCCCAAAGAACCUGGCCAGUGAGCAGUGACCAGAUCCUAGUAAUCACCGACGGCGAGCCCCCCAAGGAGGGCUUCCAGCUCUGCUCACGGUCGAAUGAAAUUCUUCAUAAGGAUGAUCCGCAGGCGCCAGUUGACACAAGAUGGAUUGAAGUGAACAGUAUGCGGGAGAUUGACAAUAUCUACGACUUGGGAUUUUGGGACAAUCUACGGGAGGUUUUCCAUAUGCCUAUCAGACGCCGCGUAUAAUUCUCUUCCGUGAUCACUUUAGUUCUUGUACAUACUCAUAAAAUGAUCG